Messenger RNA from Vicia faba (fava bean), 1860 nucleotides. Lineage: Eukaryota; Viridiplantae; Streptophyta; Magnoliopsida; Fabales; Fabaceae. The record is from the annotation of a GenBank genome assembly.
AUGUCAUUAAUAUUGUUUUGGUGCAAGCAAAUUAAAAAAGAUGCUUUGCUUAGCCCUGCUUUUACUUUCAUGUGGCAAUUCUUCUGGAGGACUGCUAGAUCUCCACAUUCUUUCUCAGAGACACAGGCAGAAGUUUGUCUUGCAGCAUAUGAAUCCUUAGUCCCAGUUCUCAAAGUUCUAGCUUCCUCAUACUGUAAUCAAUCUUUUAAUCUCAUUGAGGAAAAUGAGCAAUUGUUUUCAGAUAUAGAAGGCAGGCCUCAGUUAGAUCAUAUGUGUGUAUCUUACGUUCAAAAUAUUAAUGAUCUCCUAGGAGCCGGAAUUUUGGCAAGAACUCGAAGGGCUGUUUUGUUGGAUAUUAAGUGGGCAUGCCUAGAAUCUUUGCUGUCAAUUCCUUCUCAUGCCCUAAAAAAUGGGUUUCAUUUGGAGGGAAACCAUGCUUUCUUCUCAGAUGACACCCUGAGAUGCAUUUUUGGUGAUCUUGUUGAGAGCCUUGAAAAUGCUGGAGAAAGUUCUGUUUUAACCAUGCUGAGAUCACUCAGAAUGUUAUUUGAGCUAGUUGCCAAAGUGACGUCAAGUGCGGUUGUUUCCUGUAGUCAUGUGAUAGAUGCACAGGUUAUUUGGAAUUUGGUGCAUUCAUCUUGGAUCUUACAUAUAAAUUGCAACAAGCGAAGAGUUGCUUCGAUUGCUGCUCUUUUGUCAUCUGUUUUGCAUCCAUUAUUAUUUAAUGAUGAGAGCAUGCAUCAAAGAGACAAUGCACCAGGGCCUCUGAAAUGGUUUAUUGAAAAUCUUCUUGAGGAAGGUACAAAGAGUCCUCGGACAAUUCGACUUGCAGCAUUGCACUUAACAGGGUUAUGGCUCUUAAAUCCCAGGAUUAUAAAGUUUUAUUUGAAAGAGAUUAAACUGCUCUCUCUCUACGGUUCAGUUGCAUUUGAUGAGGAUUUUGAAGGUGAACUAGCUGACAAUAAUGAUGCAAGGUUGGAAGUCUCUUUAUUAGCUAGGAGCCCUGAUCCUGAGCUGACAGAAGCAUUUAUUAAUACAGAGUUGUAUGCACGUGUAUCGGUUGCUGUUCUGUUUUACAAGUUGGCAGACUUGGCCUGUAUGGCGGGAUCACCAAAUGAAGACGUAUAUUGUAUUGCGGCAUUAGAUUCUGGCAGAUCAUUUCUGCUAGAGCUUCUUGACUCUGCGGUCAAUGAUAAAGAUCUUUCUAAGGAGUUAUACAAAAAAUAUAGUUCUAUUCAUAGGCGCAAAAUUCGGGCUUGGCAAAUAAUAUGUAUCUUGUCACCAUUUGUUGAGGAAGAUAUAGUUGGGCAAGUUUUAAAUUACUUGUACAUAUCACUUAAUAGAAAUAACUUACCCGCUGUUCGACAAUACUUGGAGACAUUUGCAAUCAACAUAUACUUGAAAUUUCCGUCACUUGUUAAAGAACAAUUGGUCCCUAUAUUGCGGGAUUAUGACAUGAAACAACAGGCACUAUCUUCAUAUGUUUUCAUUGCAGCUAAUGUCAUUCUCAAUUCAUCUAAAGAUGUUCAAUCUAGGCAUUUAGAUGAUUUGUUUCCUCCUCUAGUUCCAUUGUUAACUUCACAUCAUCACAGCUUACGUGGUUUUACCCAGUUGCUUAUAUAUCAAAUUCUGCACAAACUGUUUCCAAUGUUGAAUUAUGGAUCUUCUGCGGUACCUUUAGAAAAGAGGUGUUUUGUAGAUUUGAAAACAUACCUUGCAAGGAAUUCUGAUUGUGCACGCUUACGCGUGUCAAUGGAAGGAUACCUCGAUGCUUAUAAUCCAAAUUGCUCUGCCUCGCCUGCUGGAAUAUUCAUCAAUCGAGUUGAGGUGAGAAUUUGUGUGCACUGUAUUAUUGGAUAA